AUGGCGGGCUUGAAGCUUGCAGUUCUAGAAUUUCUUCUGCUACUAUUUUGUCUUGUAUCGCCAGAAAAACAACCCGAUGUAUUAAAUGUCUUAAGCAUACUUUUGCCGUAUUCCACGGCAGGUUCUGCGAAUGUCAAUUUUACGAUCAGGGCGAGUGAUGGCUGUUAUAAAUGGACGUCAUCCAGACCUGAAGUAGCGAAAGUUAGAUCUCUUUUGAAGGGUUCACAAAAUCAAGGACAAGCGGGUGGUGAUGCCUGUUCACAAGAGGCUGUGAUUACAUCUCAAUCAUCAAUUCCUGAGAAGCAAACUGCUAUCAUUAUUGCUGAGGAAAAGGUUUUGGGGAAUAUUCUGCGUGCUGAUGUGUUUGUUAACCGUAUAAAUCACAUUGAAAUAACAACGACAACAAGAGAACUAUUGCUUGGACAGUCCCCUGAGCUUCUUGAUGUCAUUGCUUAUGACGACACUGGGAAUUUGUUUUCAUCUCUUGAUGGUCUUGUUUUUGAUUGGGAACUCAUUACUGUCAAAGGAUCCAUUGAAGCUUCUUCUGUUCUAAGAAUUGUUCCUUUUGCUGAGUCCAUAAAUGAGACAUCAGUUGCUAUUUAUGCUUUGGAAGCAAGGGGUUUGCGAGGCAGCAGUAUCAUUGUGGAAGGUAUCAACACUGGAACUGCAAUUGUAAAGGCAAAAUUAAGUCAUCCCACUUUCAAGGAUGUAGAAGCACAUAGUGUGAAAUUGUUAGUUAUUGAUAAUAUUAUGAUAGUACCUUCUAUGGAUGUGUACAUCAUGAUAAACACAGCUGUGAAAUACAAUGUAAAGAGAUUCCGACAGAACUCUGUCAUAGAUAUAGAGAUGCCAUCAACACAGUUUAAGUUUGUUCUUAGUAAUACAACUGUUGGGACAUUAGUAGAACCUUCUUCACAAGUGAUUGGUCGAUCUGUCGGGUAUACUCAAGUCACCCUGGUUGAUAACAAUAUGAAAGAUCAGCUGUCCUCAAGGCAACCAACUGCUGGCGUCCAUGUGGUUCAGCCUGAUCAUUUAGGAUUCUCUGUGUUUCCUCAUGGUGCUUGGGUUUUGGAAACCAAUCGAGAGUAUAUAAUCACAGUUGAUGUUUAUGACAAGUUGAAUCAUAAACUUUAUGUGGCUGAGAAUAUCAUGAUUGAUACAAAAUUUCCACACACGUAUUUCUCUGUGUUGAAAUCAUCAAACAAUGGCUCAUAUCAUAUCACCAAAACUCUAAAAAGUGGGAAAACUAUUCUCAAUGCUGUUCUUUCCAGUGUUAAGUUGCUAACCACAGGUGAAGUUGUGACCUUGAAUCCACCUGUGAAAGGCCAACAGGAACUUGUGAUAUACGAUCCUAUUGCAGUAGUGCCUGCAAUCCUUGUGUUCCCAUGGAUACCGAUCAGCGGUGAAUAUUACAGAUAUCAACUUAAGGCAACAGGGGGCAGUGGACACUACACUUGGACCUCAGAAAUAACAGUAAUAGCCAGUGUCAAUGCUCGAGGACUGCUGACCACAACUACCGACACUGGUGUCACUCAAGUGAAAGCUCAUGAUUCUGAGAAUUCGAUGCACUAUGGAAUAGCAGAGGUGCAUGUUUUGCCUCCGGAUAGUUUGAAAUUCAUUGCUUCAAGAGUUGAAGUUGAAAUCGGAACAAAACUAAAGAUUCCUCUCGCAGCAGCAGCCUACUUGAGUCCAGAGAGCGACGAAUUGAAGUUUUUUGACGACUGUCGUAAGAUGAAUGUGAGUGUAUCAGUGUCAGAUCCGACCAUUUUUCAAGUCAUUGGAACAUCAGACGAAAAUGAUGAGAUCACGCCACCUGGAUGUACAUCGGUGUAUUUAAAAGCAUUGCGUCAAGGUUUUGUGAUAGUCACUGCAAGAUAUAAAUAUAAAGACAUCAAUAUUAAAGCAACGGUCACCGUGGCUGCCUAUAUUCCUCUUAAGACCUUGGAUCCAGAGGACGUGGCCGUUGUCAGUCUUGGCUCAGCUAAAAAUUUGAUCCUUCAAGGUGGACCUCAGCCCUGGGUGCAUGAUAGAUCUACACAUUUUGAAAAAGUCGGUGGCGAACAAGAAGAUUUGAUCUCAAUUAGAUCAGACAUCAUUCCCGAACAUCCAUUUGGCGAUAAACGGUCGCUGCAUUUCUAUCACGUCACGUGCAAAGCACUCGGCGAACAGGAUCUUGUUGUUACCAUUGGCAACCGACCGUCGGAAACGAACAAAUUCCCAGCCAGUUCCAACGUCACCAUCAAAUUUGCCUGCAUGGUGCCCGCUACUCUUGCCUUAGAGCCCGAUGUACACCUCCCUGAAAUCUCUGAACGCAGGCUUAGUCUUCAGGAUUGCCUAAGUCCAAAUAAGGAGUUUCAUGUGCGGAGUCCGCAGGCUCUCAGACUUCGUGUGAUACUUCGUGAUGCCAGAAAUCGUUUAUUCGAUAAUUUCACUUCGCUUGACAUGAGCUGGUCCACAACUAAUCAUAAUAUGGCCUCGUUUGACCUCAGCGAUACUGGAGUGCGCAUGGAGUACCAGGAGGACAUCUUCAGGCAACAUCUUAUGAAGUCAAUGUCGUAUCAAGUGUGUAAUUUGAAGCAAAAUCAAGGUUCUGUCACGAUUAAGGCGGCCGUAACCAAGUAUAGAAUGGAGAUACUGCAAAACGCGAAGGUUAAUGUCAAGGAAACCUUAAAGAAACCUUUGAUAGCUUCGCUCAGAUUGUCGUUGACGAGUGAUAUUCGCAUUGAACCGGUCCAUGCGUCCAUAUUUAAUCACCCCAUGAACAAGGUUGAUCUCACUAUAUAUGGAGGAUCUGGACGAUUUCUCGUAAAAGGAAGUGACGAUGAUAUUGCCAGUGUUACAGCCAAGAAAUCCAUUGUCAAAGUGACACCGAAGAUGACCGGAGUUCUCACUGUGACCGUGUAUGAUCAAUGUCUAGAUUCUCCCAACCCCGCUACGGCUAACAUCAGAAUUUCAGACAUAGACAGUAUUCAUGUGACUGUAGUCGAUAAGGUUGAACUUGGUCAUGUGAUCAAUUGUACUGUGAUGGUAUUGGAUGAACUAGACAAUCCUCUAUUGGUCAGUCAACUGGACCUGCUGAAUCUCACACCCAGGCUGUCUCGCGAUUUACUUAACAUAAAGCCGAGCGCAAGGAAAGGGCUGGAUAAGGCUUUCUAUAACUUACGCGGCGUUGCUAUUGGCAACACAAUACUGACGUACAGUGCUCAUCCCACAAACAAACCACAGAUCACUAGCGAACCAAAACAUAUUCAGGUAUUCCCGCCUUUACGACUGGAUCCCAGGUACAUUGUACUCAUUCCCGGCGCGACAUUUCAACUCAAGGCCACAGGAGGCCCGUAUCCUCAAGUCACAACGUUAUUCUCUAUCAAGAACAGAACAGUCGCUUCAGUGGAUAGCGUUGGCCUGAUCACCGCUCGCGUUCCGGGGAAGUCGACAGUCACAGGAGCUGUCGAAGCCACAGACCCGCAAUCGGGUCACACCAUCGUGUUUUCUAAGGACCAAGUGAUCGUCGAAGUAUUGCGUCUAAGCGGAGUGAAAAUCUUUACUCCUUCAACCAAUCUUGUUACGGAGACUGAGAUCGGAUUGCGAGCUGUUGGACUCAACGAUGAGACACCGUUUAGUUUUGCAAACGCUAUUCCUGGUCUGGAGUUUCAGUGGACAUCGAGUAACAUUGAUGUUUGCAAACUCAAGUCUGUUUAUGAGAAGAGUGGUAUAACUAUCGACUCGGAAAAAGCAUUCCGUGUAGUGUUAUCUUGUAAUCAUCCUGGGGAAGUUGUUAUCAAACUUCAAGCGGUUUUCACUGAUCCAUCUUAUGAACAAGCAUCAGUCCUUGCUGAUCUCUAUGAUGAUGUCAGAAUUCAGGUGUUUGAGAAAUUACGUCUGAUCCAUCCUUCUGACGGUCAGUUACUGCUGCCACAUGACGUGAGCGUCAGGAUAAGAACCAAUAGGUAAGCUGGACUAACUAAACGGGCAACUUACAGUAUCAUGGAUGUCUGUCCACAGUCUCCCCGUAGUGACUCGCGACCACUGCUGACCGUUGACAACCGCGGUCACCUUGAGACCGGCAUGAUCUCAGGGACUGCCGGUAUAGUUGUCACGUCACGGGAGGAUUUUGGUGUCAAUCAAACUGUAGUUGUCCACGUUGAGGUAAAAUCAGUCUCUUCUAUCUCCAUAUCACCACUGUCUGCCGUGCACACUCUGUCCCACAAAUUGCAUGCCUUUCCCGUCGGGAUGAGCGCUAUAUUUUCAGUAUUUCUUCACGAUAACAUUGGACGAAAAUUUGAUUCUGGAAAUGUCCCACUUAAACACAGACUAAACAGGUUUGAUUCCAUACACAUCACGCAAGGUCCUGAUAAUGGAACCUAUUCUGUAAGGGCUCAUAAUAACGGUGAAGCGAUCCUGAAUGUUUGGCUCGUGUCGUCUUCACAUAUUGCUGAUUUUGUCCACCUGAGAGCGACUCAAGCCAUUUUGCCAUUCAGCACAACGUACUACCUUGGGGAGAUGAUUUGUUUUAAGGAAACUGUGAUGGGAGACGAAGAUAAUGGAUUAUGGUGGGCCUCCAAGGAUAAUAUAAUCAGCAUUGAUCAACACUCAGGUGUUGCUAUAGCUACAAGCAGUGGCAACACGCUAGUAUAUUAUAAUGCUUCACUUUCACUUCCAACGUACAUUGAAGCGAAAGUUAGUUCAGUCAGUGACGUGAACGUUGUUAAUCCAGACAAAACCAUCGUCUCGAACUGUCCCGGAACGAAUGUUAAUGGCAGUUAUAUUAUUUACGUAAACUUCGGUAAACAAAGAUCAACUCCCCUGGUUGGAUGUACCGAAACCAUUCUCAAAGACAGACCCUCAAGUGGAAACCUUGAAUUCCCGUUUUCCUGCGCAUUAUCCCUCGAAAAUGCUCACGGUUUGACCACGGAGAAAGUGUUCAGUAUCACACCUGGAUACGAGAAUGGAAAGAGUGCUUGUUUUAUUCUUCCACGAAGUCUUCAUGCAGACGACGCAAGAUUAUUAUCAGUUACUAAAGCCAAUCUGCUCCUAUCAGUGACACUGCAAGAUCCCAGCAAAGGCACCGAGUUCAGUUCUGGAUUGGUCGAGGUAGAGUUCAUACCGUCCUUUGUUCUUGACAAACAUGAGGUCAAAUUAAGCAGUACAGGAGAAAGCGUGUCUGUGGAAAUUCAUGGCACAGAUGAAAUGUUGCUGAACGUACAGGCCAACACUCAGUCGUUGUUAGUUUUGGUAACCCGGCGUAAAGAUGAAGUCCCUAACACACUCACAUUUGACAUAUCAUUGGCUGACUCGAAUGUCCCAUCUUUUGAUGACGUCAUUAUUGAGGUGAAAAGUCGUUUGACGACACAACUUGAUACGAUCACCGUUUCAUAUCUGUCCGCGCAAACCGCGCCUGUGCCACAGUUCGCUACCAGUAACCAAUGUCCUGGCCCUUCUUGUCCUAACACGCACAGCUCUACUUUCAAUUUCCGCAAUCUUUUCGUAAUUCUCUUCACUAUAUUAAUUCUUUUGCUACUGAUAUUGAUAUGUCGGCCACGUGACAGGCAGCGGCCGUCCCAGAGACCCGGUACCUCGCCUUACGGACGAUACAGCCCUUACCCAAAUGAUAGCAGAAAUGCUUUGGACACGUCUGCAACACCAUAUAACCGAAGUGACGUAAGCCCAUCGAGACGAAGGCAGUCGCCAUUGUUAGGUCGGCGUUCCACGCCAAGGUCCCCUCCAUUGUUUAGCGUGUCGCAGUAACCAUGGAGCAAGGCAUUAGAUAGAAGUUUGCUAUUGAUAGCGAUUAUGAGCAUAAAAUGAUGACAUGCAAUUAUUUUUGUAUUUUCUCAGUAAAUAGUUUUAUAUUUAUGACUGUUCAUUGUGAACCCUAUUAAGACAGAAACUGCUUUUGAGAGAAAAGGUUUUUGUGCUAGACCAACGCCGGUAUAUUAGUUGCAGUGCUGAGGAAUGUUUGUAGUGUUGGAUAAAAUUAAACACCAGAUCACGUCUCUUGCAA
This is a messenger RNA of Dendronephthya gigantea, 6001 nucleotides long. RefSeq names its product nuclear pore membrane glycoprotein 210-like. Gene Ontology annotation, cellular component: nuclear pore. The record is from RefSeq and is a predicted model, not a curated record. NCBI's taxonomy places the organism in Eukaryota, Metazoa, Cnidaria, Anthozoa, Malacalcyonacea, Nephtheidae. The transcript is spliced from 36 exons.